Molecule: messenger RNA, 1248 nt
Organism: Antechinus flavipes (yellow-footed antechinus)
Lineage: Eukaryota; Metazoa; Chordata; Mammalia; Dasyuromorphia; Dasyuridae
Gene: CCNH
Product: cyclin H
Exons: 9
Coding region: 140-1111 (323 amino acids)
Biological process (GO): regulation of transcription by RNA polymerase II; regulation of cyclin-dependent protein serine/threonine kinase activity; DNA-templated transcription
Cellular component (GO): nucleus; transcription factor TFIIK complex
Molecular function (GO): cyclin-dependent protein serine/threonine kinase regulator activity
Source: RefSeq, a predicted model, not a curated record
GUGAUUUACUUCGGAAUCAGAAUCUCGCGAGGGCUUAGUUAGUUUUCUCUUCUCGCCGGGAUUAGAGCAGGACAGUGCUUUGUUUUUGCCGGUGUCUUUACGGACAUCCCGCAUCCCUUUCCCUCCGCUGCUUUCCAGGAUGUAUCACAACAGUAGCCAGAAACGACACUGGACGUUCUCCAGCGAGGAGCAGCUGGGGCGUCUCCGGGCCGACGCCAACCGCAAGUUCAAGUGCAAAGUGGUGGCGAACGGGAAGGUCAUGGCAAAUGAUCCAGUAUUUCUUGAACCUCAGGAAGAAUUGAUAAUCUGCAAAUAUUAUGAGAAAAGACUAUUAGACUUCUGCUCCAUAUUUAAGCCUACAAUGCCACGGUCUGUUGUGGGUACAGCAUGCAUGUACUUCAAGCGUUUUUACCUCAAUAACUCAGUAAUGGAAUAUCAUCCUCGGAUAAUAAUGCUCACUUGUGCAUUUUUGGCAUGCAAAGUAGAUGAAUUUAACGUGUCUAGUGCACAAUUUGUUGGAAAUCUUCGGGAGAGCCCACUUGGACAGGAAAAAGCACUUGAACAAAUUUUGGAAUAUGAACUCUUACUUAUUCAGCAGCUUAAUUUCCACCUUAUUGUCCACAAUCCUUAUCGGCCAUUUGAGGGUUUUCUCAUUGACUUGAAGACUCGUUACCCAGUCCUGGAGAAUCCAGAAAUUUUAAGGAAAACAGCUGAUGAUUUUCUUAAUAGAAUUGCUUUGACAGAUGCUUACCUUUUAUAUACACCUUCACAGAUUGCUCUGACUACCAUUUUAUCCAGUGCCUCCAGGGCUGGAAUUAACAUGGAAAGUUAUUUAUCAGAAAGUCUUAUGCUGAAAGAGAAUCGGACCUGUUUGUCACAAUUAUUAGAGACAAUGAAAUGCAUGAAAACCUUAGUAAAAAAGUAUGAACCACCAAGAUCUGAGGAAGUCGCUGCUCUAAAACAGAAACUAGAGAAGUGUCACAGUGCUGAACUUGCAUUUAAUAUAAACGUAAAGAAAAGGAAAGGGUAUGAAGAUGAUGAGUAUGUCUCAAAGAAAUCUAAGUUGGAGGAGGAAGAAUGGACUGAUGAUGAUCUUCUAGAUUCCUUAUAACUUGUUACCUUGGAACAUUCAAAGUUGACUCCCAAGUUCUGAAUUUUAGUUUUAUCACUUCUGCUGAGAGAUGGGGUUUGUCUUGGACCAAAAUUGUACAAUAAAAUAACUCCCAUUCAUUAAACUUUUUCCAUUUA